Molecule: messenger RNA, 2812 nt
Organism: Linum trigynum
Lineage: Eukaryota; Viridiplantae; Streptophyta; Magnoliopsida; Malpighiales; Linaceae
Source: the annotation of a GenBank genome assembly
CGACAACUAAGUAAAGUCAUAUUUUAACCGUCGAUUUCACCCUUAGUCACAGACCUAAUUUGAGAUGACAAAUGAAUAAUUCAUCGAUAGAAACGUGACUAACAAUUAACAACUAACAAUGCUGGAACGAGGCAUUCCGCGGGAACCCUGAAAAUCUAGCCCGGCCUGCGUCCCUGCCGAAUGCUUCGCCGCUUUUCUUAGCGCAAAAAUAAAGCCCAAGCCCAGUCCACUGGGGCCCAAUAAUAACAGUCGAAGCCCGCAGGAUUUUGCUAAAACCCUGAGCAUUUUCCCCAAUUCAGAAACCUUUCGUCUUCCUUCUCUACUCAGCUAGGGUUUCAGCUUCUCCACCCAAAUCCGAAACUGGAAAAAAAAUGAGGCCGCUCGAUGAGGCGGAGACGACGGUCGUCUUCGAGAAGCUCCUGAAGUUCACCGGCAACAACCUGAAGAACAUCGUCGAGAGCCCCGCGCACGAAGGACCCGACCCGAACCCGGGCCGCUACUGCUUCCGCCUCCAGAAGAACAGGGUCCACUACGUCAGCGAGGCUCUGGUGAAGCGCGCCACCAACAUCAGCCGGAAGAAUCUGGUCUCGAUGGGGACCUGCGUCGGCCGGUUCACCCACGGCGGCAAGUUCCACCUCACCGUCCAGUGCCUGGGCCUGCUGGCGGCCAACGCCAAGCACAAGGUGUGGCUGAAGCCGACGUCGGAGAUGUCGUUUCUGUACGGCAACCACGUGCUGAAGGGCGGCCUCGGCAGGAUCACCGACGGGAUCCAGCCGGGGGACGGCGUGGUGGUGUUCUCGAUGUCCGAUGUGCCGCUGGGGUUCGGCAACGCGGCGAAGUCGACGCAAGAUUGCCGGAAGCUGGACCCCAAUGGCAUCGUCGUUCAUCAUCAAUCGGACAUCGGGGAGUACCUCAGAAUGGAAGACGACCUUUGAGAAGUCGAAUUGAUGUAAUGAGAUGUUAGGAUGAACGACUCUGUAUCUUACUGCCAUUCACAUCUAUAUGAAAUUUUGGACUUUGGGUGCUUUCUACUACUUGUUCUUCAAGCUCACAGUUUUUCAACAGUCUUUGUUCAAUGUUGAUUCAGCUUCUUUGUGGGUUCGUUUUUACAGCUUGUUGAUGGAGAGAUCAAUGAAACAUAAGCAUUAAAGAAACGAUCUUUUCCAAUAGGGGCUUUGUUGUUGCUUGAAGUUCUUUAGAUGUGUAGUACCAUUGGUGAUCACGAAGAAGGAUUUCUCAUUUCUCGAGUUUUGCUCGAUCCAUGAAUUCCAUAAAUCGGCAUGUCAGAUUGAGAUUGAUAGGUGUUGAUGCUCUGCAUCUUGAACCUUGAUGGUAAGGCAUUACAGAGUUUCACUACUAAGUCCGUUUAGAUCGAGAAGACCAAAUAAUUGGAAUUUGUUUGUGUUAUGGUGUUGGCUCAAACCGUACUUGGUGGAAGGAAGGAACUUUGGAACCAACUUCAUCAGAAGCUAAUGCUCAUAUAUCUUCUGGGAAGAAUUGCAGUUUGCUUGAAGGUAGAUUAGCCAGUUCCUGUUUGCCGUAUGAAUAAACAAGAUUGUGCUUCGAGACGGCUCUAUUCAUCCAACCAGUUUAGAGCGAGCCAUUGUCGAAUGGAACUAAGGAGAGUAUAGUAAGGGUGAAUCGCAUCGUGUUGGUGGCAGGCAAGUUCUGCUGCUAGUUGAGAGUAGGUUUUGAUAAUGACUGCAUCUACAACCUUGUUCUGUGCCACAAAAGGAUUCUUCUCUGAUGCUGGUAUAAGAUAAACGCAUGAAAUGUUGAUGUGCAACUGCACAUGUCCAAUGCUGCAGAUGAUAAUGCCGCUCUUGUUUGGGCAGAGCACAAGUCUAGCACUGGCUGCCCUCUUUUCGUCCAGUAUCUUCGGCGUGCUCCUACACAAAACGGUUGCGAGCAGAAAAAAAAAUAACGAAACUGCGCAUCCGGGGAAUCGAACCCCGGUCAGUACCGUGGGAGGGUACUAUGAUACCACUACACUAGAUGCGCUGUUGAUAUCAUAGUUCUUUAAAUAUUUGUAUAUAAAUUAGGGCUACCAUCAGUCUUGGAACUUAUGUUACCCAAGUCGGGUCUCAAAAUCGUUUUUCCUAGUAGACGCAGAACCACUAUUAGAUUGGGCCUUGGGGAAACAAUACGAUAUAUGAAUUGGGCUUGGGAAUCAGUAGUAGAGACCUUUCCUCGAUUCUCUCUCAAAGCCAAGGCAAAAAGCCAUUAAUUUUUUUUUAUAUAGAAAAAACUAGUCAUAGGCCCGACCAGUUGGUUGGAUUCAGUCGCAAUAACGUAAACAACAAAAGUAAAUUGUAUGCGAGUUACACAUUUUUUGGCAGUAUAAUAAAACAUGAAUUAUUCAAAUGCUCGAAAAAUUCAAAUUGAUUGGUAUAAUAAGAGAAUCAAAAUUAUUAAAUUCUUAAACAAUCCAAAAGGGUCACCAUCACACUAUUCUCCGACAUAUUACGAUGGCAUAGUUAUUUGCAUUAUCAAUUGUCUUCAUUUCCAUUAGUGAUACAUAUAUUUGCAUUAUCAAUUGUCUCUUCAUUCUUCUCUUGCAUUUUAAUACUGUGUUGAGAAUAUUUCUUCAAUAUAAUGCAUAAAAUCACAGUCACACCAAUUAUGUUUUUAUGUAAAAUCAAAUUAUCUUCUUACCUUACUACUUCAAUCUCUGAAAUAGUUAAUUUUGUCGCAACAUCCUACUAUUUAAUAUUCUUAGUCGACAAUCAAUCAAUGAUUUUGAUUAUUGUCAUAUACAACAUAUAUUUCUACAUCAAGAUGUUUAAUCACUAAAUAUAUAACUGUUGAUAUG